CUGUGUAUAAACAAGAUGGCGGCUGGAUUUUUAAGAAGCAGUUUUUUUCGGAAAAUUCAGUCCCUUCUAACUCUCCCACAAAUGCAAGAAAGUCGUAUCAUUAGGAGACGUAGUUCUUCUACCCGCUCGUCGACAUCAAGUGGACCUCAUUAUCUGGUAGUUGGGCUUGGUAACUAUACCAUGCCAGAAACAAGGCAUAGCAUAGGAAUGGCAGCUGUCAAUCACCUUGCUGACAAGCUUGGAGUCAGUUUUCAGUAUGACAAAAAAUUAUCUGGGUUAUAUGGGAUAACACAAAUUGAUGAUGCUGAUGUCAUUCUUCUAAAACCUAAAUUAUUAAUGAAUAUCAAUGGAAGAAGUGUAGUCAAAGUUGCUUCUGCAUAUAAAAUAGAAGCAAGAAAUGUAAUUCUUGUCCAUGAUGAUUUAGAUAAAGAUCUUGGUCGGUAUAGCAUCAAGCAUGGCGGUAGUGCAAGGAAAUGGAAAGGUUUCUUAUUGGUAUUGGAAGACCAAAGUACAAAUCAGAAGUCAUUGAUUAUGUAUUACAAAAAUUCACCCCAGCCGAAAAGGAAGUUGUAAAAGACAUUGUAGAUGAAUGCAGUAAUGCUAUAAUUGCGCAUCUAAAAAGCUGUACUUCAAAUAAAUCCGAAAGUACAAAAUCAGAAAACAAAAGAACUACAAAAGGGACAACAAAACUAGAGACUUCAGAUAGUUGAUAUUUUAAAAUUUUUAGAACUUAUUAAGAUGGCUUCAGAUUGAUGGUUUUCAACCAUUCCCAAGAGAAUUAAAUAAUAAAAGACAUGUCGGCCAUGUUGGAGGAUAUAACAAAAGAAUCCAUUAAUGUUCCUCCAACAUGGUGGACAUGAAAACCAUCAAUACUGUAGUUUCAGGCUUUAAAGUAAUAGAACUAGAAAUUAUUUUAUAGAAUAUACAGGGCCCGGUUGUACGAAGCCUGGAUAGCGCUAUGAAACGGAUAAAUCUUAUCCAGUGGAUAAAUUUAUUGGAAAACAGCAUUGACUUAUCCACUGGAUAAGGAUUUAUCCUCCGGAUAGCGCUAUCCAGGCUUCGUACAACUCGGCUCAGGUCUAUAUCUUGAUACUCUGAUAAGCUAACCAUAUAGAUAUUUGACCACAUAGUUUUCCAGUUUUUAUUUUUUUAAAAUGGAACACAUGCAACUGACUUUUCGUGACGUCAUCAAAAUAAAAAUUCUUUAAGUUCUGGUGUUGCGCAUGCUCAUGCACAACCUGGCACGCACGUGAACAAAAACUAUAUGGAGCCACCUUAAAAUAUAUCAAUUUGUUAUGAUGAAAAAAAUAGGUUAUUUAAAGGCCAGGAAGUCUGGAUAGGGAAAAACUGUGCCUAAGGUCUAUAAUGGUGUCAGUCCAUUUUCGAGACAAAGGGCAGAAUUUUUGCCUAUCUGGACUGACUUCAGGAUGGUAAAUAACUUAAUAAAUUAUUUAUUUGCACUACAAAAAAAACCCUGGUGCAUUGCAGUUUUAUUGGUAGGAUAUGUUACACUGAUAUGCAACAUAACUUGUCACGCAUUCUAUCAUAAUAAAUAAUUUACACCUGAUGAAAUAUUAUUGGCUGUCAUAACAAAUCGUUGCGUGACAAGUUGCAGGAAGGGUGUUACUCUAGGCAAUGUCUUAUCUUAUAGAUUGUAUUUCUUGCAAUGAUUGUGGCAAUGCUGCAAAAAUACCAGGGGGGGUACUCCCAUAUAUGGACUAUACAGGGAUGA
This is a messenger RNA of Actinia tenebrosa (Australian red waratah sea anemone), 1732 nucleotides long. RefSeq names its product putative peptidyl-tRNA hydrolase. NCBI's taxonomy places the organism in Eukaryota, Metazoa, Cnidaria, Anthozoa, Actiniaria, Actiniidae. The record is from RefSeq and is a predicted model, not a curated record. Gene Ontology annotation, molecular function: peptidyl-tRNA hydrolase activity.